CUUGGAUGACAAAUGUAAACUGGUGUUUCAGACGAUUGUGUCACAUCUCAGGAAGUGACUGUUGAUUCUUUCACUUUCGUUUCUUCUCUGCUAACGCCCGUCUGCCACUUCGUUUCUUCGUUCGCCAUGGCGGUAGUUCAGCUUUCCAUGUCCGCUGAUCAAUAUGCCUGUUCGGUAUGUCUGGAGGUAAUGAAAGAGCCCGUCACCAUCCCGUGUGGACACAGCUACUGUAUGGGCUGCAUUAAUGACUUCUGGGACCAGUCGGAUAAGGAGGGGGUCUAUAACUGUCCGCAGUGCAGGAAAGCAUUUAACGUGAGACCGGAGCUCAACAGAAACACCGUAUUAACGGAUCUGCUCGAGAAAGUGAAAGACGUGCGAGUAGAUGUGAGUUUGUCCGAGAGUUACGCCGGACCUGACGAUGUGUGCUGUGAUGUUUGUCCAGUUAAAAAACUGAAAGCCGUGAAGACCUGCAUGACCUGCUUGGUGUCUUACUGUGACAUUCAUCUCCAACCCCACCGGGAGUCCGGAGCCUAUAAAAGACACAAACUGGAGGAGCCGACCGAAAAUCUGGAAGAAAAACUCUGUGCAAAACACCAGAAAGUUCUGGAAAUCUUCUGUAGGACUGACGGGACCUGCGUCUGCUUACUGUGCGUGGCGACAGAGCACAAGAGUCACGACACGGUGACACCAGAGGAGGAAAGAGCAGGAAGAGAGAGUCAGUUGGAAGAAACAAAGACUGAACUAGAAAAUCAAAUUGAGGAGAAAGAGGAGAACUUGGAGGAGAUAAAGGAGAGCAUAGAAAGGAUUCAGAGUUCUGCAGAGACAGAAGUUCAGGAAUACGAGGAGACCUUCAAGUCUGUCCUUGAGCACAUUGAAAAGCUGAGGUCUGAGGUCAUUGACGUCAUUAGAGAGUACGAGAGGAGGGAAGUGAGAAAGGCUGAAGAGCUCAUAGAGCAACUAGAGAAGGAAAUCAAGGAGCUAAAGUGGAGAGAUGCUGAGCUGGAUGAGCUGUCACAGACAAACGACCACAUCCACUUUUUAAAGAAGUUCCCAUCUUUCUGUGACCCUCCUACAGAGGGAGAUGCACCUGAACUCACUGUGGAUGAAGAUUUUCUUCCUGAGGCUCUCAGGAUGAAUCUUUCUGAUCUGAAGAUGAGUCUGGAGGAGACCAGAGACUGGGAGUUUCUGAAGACCAGUGAGGAGGGGGUUGAAGAUUCAAGCUUCAUACUACAGAAUGUAAGGUUUAGAAAUCGCCUUUUACAAUACUCCUGUCCUCUCACCUUGGAUCCUAACACAGCACAGACAUGCCUCCAAUUGCUAGAUGAGAACAGGAAGGUGACAUGUGACGAGACUGAGACCCCAUAUCCUGAUCAUCCUGAAAGAUUUGACUACUAUGGACAAGUUCUGUGCAGAGAGGCUCUGAGUGGGACUCGCUGCUACUGGGAGGUCGAGUGGACUGGAGACGAGUUUGACAUCGGAGUGACGUAUAAAGGAAUUGAGAGGAAAGGAGAGGGUGACGAGUGUCGCCUAGGAUGCAACGACAAGUCCUGGAGUUUGUACAUCAAUGAUUCCAGUUUCUCUGUGUGGCACAAUAACAUCUGCACUGAUAUUAGCACUCCCUCCAGUCACAGAAUAGGCGUCUAUCUGGACUAUGCUGCUGGCUCGCUGUCCUUUUACAGCGUCUCAGAUAUAGUGACCCUCUUGUACAGGUUUAAUACCUCCUUCACUGAGCCGCUGUAUCCAGCAUUUUGGGUUGGAGAAAACUGCAGUUUAACAAUCUGCACUCUGAGCUCUUCUGACCAGUGACCGGUGUGGUCUGCAGGUCACAGUCCUGGAUAUCCCAUAGAGGUUCAUUUCUGAUUUCAUUCCCGAGUGAAUGGAAGGCUUUUAGGUUGUGGCACACACUGCUGAUUAAAGUCAUGUUAGAGCCAUAUAGCUUUAUAUAGGUGUACUAGCUGAAAUACCCGGCGUUGUCCAGGAGGAAAAUAAAGUGUUUGAGAAAAAUAUAAUUAAAAAAAAACACAACUUUAAAAAUAAAAAAUAAAUGAACAAACAAUGAAGACUCGCUAAUGUGCUUGUAUUGUGCACUGAAGUGCCUUGUUAUAUGUAAUGUUUUUAGUGUUUCCAUCUGUCACCAAUAUAUAAAGGUUCUUAGGACUUCGUACCCUUGAACAGGCCACAUAAAGUUGUCCAUGUGAGGAACACGCGGUGUCCAAAUUGAUUCCAGCAAUUUUCAAUGAUUGUCCAAACGUUCUGAGCGUCAGGUGGAUGAUAACAGACAUACAAGACCGAAUCUCCAGUUAGUCUCUUCCAACUGAAAUUCUUUUACAAUCAAUUAAAGGUUGAAUAUUUUACCUAUAGAAAUAAAUAUUAUAAGUUAAAUAUCAUAGCUAUAUCCGUUCUAUACUUUGCCUUUGAUUUUGAUAACUUAAUUAAAUUAGUUUUUGAUUAUGAAAUUCUUAUUUCUUUUUUACGAAAUAAUUGUAACACCAACACAUUAGCUAUGAUGCUGCGAAACAAAUGACAUUUAGUUCAUUAAUGAAUAAACAAAAAUCACACAAUAAAUAUAGGAAAUUUAUGGUAGAUAAAAAUAAAAUUGCUUACUUAAAUAGCCUAUUUUAAUCAAAAUAUAAUUGCAGAAUACAUUCAAAGUAGUGUAAAAAUGAUGGGAAAAGUGAAGCCUUUUUUAAGGUUUUUUGACAGAUUAAUUUUUGUUUUGUGGUGUAGUAAUAAGUUUUUACAUGCAGAAUUUUUGAUGACAUAAAAAAGUCAAUUAAAUUAAUAUUAUUAUUAGGUUGAUUUAAUUCUAUAACCACUACAACAUUGUUACAAUAAAAAUGCAAGAUGAAAAUAUAGUUAAGGAAAACAAACAUUAAACGACAAACAAAUAAUAGUACAGAUUGUUCAUGAUAAAACUGUCGGUUGCUUUUACGGAGCACAGCAGAAAGGUUCUGAGUGUCAACUCGAUGAUAAAAGACAUACGAGACCACAAGGGGUGGCUUAGGGUCAAUUUCACCCUGCAGUGUUUUUAGUCAGCCAAAGAGAAACGUGUAGCAAGUUUAAUGAAAAUCACUCCAGCCGUUCAGAAGCGAUGCUGGAACAUACAUACAUACACACACACAUUGACUUUUAUAUAUACAGUGGAACCUCAAUUCAUGAACGUCUCGGUACACGUACAACUCGGUUUAUGACCAAAACGUUUGCCAAACUAUUGCCUCGGUUCACGACCACACACUCGGUAUACGAACAAGCCAGUUUCCCUUUCGGUUUGUGCGCGGCAAUGAUUUCCGCACCUGUUGCAUUGUUCUCAGUCAGACGUGUGUGCUUGCGCUGUGAACUCUUUGUGCUCUAUUUCAUUUCCCUUCCGGUUCUUACGCGCCGAUUACUGUGUUUAAGCACGUGCUCAGCCUCUCCCUGUUCAUUGUUCUCAGUCAGACAUGCGUGCUUUACCUGUGAACUGUUUGUGCUCGACAGUAUUUCGUGUGCUUUUGCAGUUAACCAUGGCUUCUAAGCAAGUGAAGAGUGGUGAGAAGAAAGUGUUGCAAUGUUACUUUUCUCUUUUUUUUCAAAUUAUUGUUUUUUUCCAUGUGCUUAAAACUCAUUUAAAAAGAGUGUUUACAGUGAUCGAUCGGGUUGUAAUGCUAUUAGCAUGAACUCCUGCAAUGUUACUGUCU
Molecule: messenger RNA, 3674 nt
Organism: Erpetoichthys calabaricus (reedfish)
Lineage: Eukaryota; Metazoa; Chordata; Cladistia; Polypteriformes; Polypteridae
Product: tripartite motif-containing protein 16-like
Exons: 6
Coding region: 127-1806 (559 amino acids)
Molecular function (GO): zinc ion binding; protein binding
Source: RefSeq, a predicted model, not a curated record